Messenger RNA from Lucilia cuprina (Australian sheep blowfly), 1341 nucleotides. It is a transcript of the gene mEFTs, whose product is annotated as elongation factor Ts, mitochondrial. NCBI's taxonomy places the organism in Eukaryota, Metazoa, Arthropoda, Insecta, Diptera, Calliphoridae. The record is from RefSeq and is a predicted model, not a curated record. Gene Ontology annotation, biological process: mitochondrial translational elongation. The transcript has 4 exons. Gene Ontology annotation, molecular function: translation elongation factor activity; protein binding. Bases 202 to 1119 code for a protein of 305 amino acids. Gene Ontology annotation, cellular component: mitochondrial matrix.
UUUUGCUCUCAACGUGCUUUAUGUCAAAAAAAGAUUCUUUGACAUAUUGUGCAACUGAUUUCUUCCCAUUCAUCGCGUAAAAAGUGUUGAGGGAAAAUUUUCACAUACCUUCAGAGCUGCAUUUAAGGGAAACAAAACCAGCAACAAGUUAAGUGUGUGCGUGUGUGUCACCAGGAGUAACCAGCCUAACAAAUUAGUAAAAUGAUUUUCCAACAAUUCACCAGAUUCUUGCACACCACCCGCAUUGUUUAUGCCGGCGCAGAGAAAAGUGCAUUAGCAGCAUUAAGGAAAAAGACCGGCUACACAUUUGCCAACUGCAAAAAGGCACUGGAAAUGCACAAUAAUGAUAUUAAUUUGGCUGAAAAAUGGUUGAAUGAACAGGCCCAAAGUCUUGGCUGGUCUAAGGCUACUAAGUUGGCCGAAAGAGCUACUGCUCAGGGUUUAGUUGGUGUUUUAAUUAAGGGCAAUAUCGGUGCCAUGGUGGAAGUUAAUUGCGAAACUGAUUUUGUGGCCCGCAAUGAAAAUUUUAAAAAUUUUGUAGACCAUGUGUCCAGAGUAUGUGCUCAGUAUAAAGAAUUAACCCAAUUUGAUGGUGACUUAUGGAAGUCUGGUUUUGAGGCCGAUGCUUUGAAAAAUCUUAAAACAUCCGAUGGCAAAACUUUGGCCGAUCAUUUGGCCUUAUUAAUUGGCACAGUAGGUGAAAACGCCUCUAUUAAGCGUGCCAUUUGUUUCAAGGUCAACAAUGAUUUGAAACUUUCGGGUUAUGCUCAUCCUCAGGCCACUACACAAGAAUCAACACAAAAUAUUACACAAGUUGGUAAAUAUGGUGCCAUUGUAGCAUUCCGCGGCAAUAACGUUGAUGAGGAUUUACAAAAGAACCUCUGUCAACAUAUUGUCGGUAUGAAUCCCAAAAAAGUGGGUGAAGCUGAUAAGGAUAAACCCAUGGCCAAUAAAGACGAUGAAACAUGUCUUAUUCAUCAGGAAUAUUUAAUUGAUGAUGACAAGACUGUCGGUGAGGUUUUACAAGAAAACAAUCUUUCUAUUAUUGACUAUCAACGUUAUGAAUGUGGUGAGGCUGCUGCUAAUGAGGAAUUGGAAAAGGCCAAACUCAGUAAUUGACAAAUGCGCAAAAGUAGAGAUGGCAAAGAUUAGUAGUUAUAUUAAUGUGGGUGAAAACAUUUUUAUUUAGUUUUAAUAAAUGUUGGACAUGUUUUUGAAUGAAACAUAGCAAUUAAAAUAAAAGUUUGCUUUGAUUGUUAAAUGUAGAACAUAAGAAAGCAAAUAAGUUAACUAAUUAAUUAAUAAAUAUGUUGUUAUUUAAAAUAGCUUAUUGAAAUUUAA